Messenger RNA from Lobosporangium transversale, 1476 nucleotides. Its product is annotated as Metallo-dependent phosphatase-like protein. Lineage: Eukaryota; Fungi; Mortierellomycota; Mortierellomycetes; Mortierellales; Mortierellaceae. Gene Ontology annotation, cellular component: nucleus; cytoplasm. The record is from RefSeq and is a predicted model, not a curated record. Bases 1 to 1476 code for a protein of 491 amino acids. The transcript is spliced from 2 exons. Gene Ontology annotation, molecular function: protein serine/threonine phosphatase activity.
AUGAGUAUAGCUCCGAAGAUAGCACACAAUAAUGACUCUUUUUUUUUUUUUUUUUUUUUUUCCUCACAGACACAAACACUAGAACAGAACCAGUCUAAUGAACAACCCUCUGAACAGGAUCAUAGUAACGACAAUAAUAAUCAUAAUAACCACAGCAAUGGUGAUAGUGCCCUUGCGGCUGGAAUCAGCCGAGAUGAUACCCAACUAUCACCUGAACACCAGCAGCAACCAUCGCCCCCAAAGCAACAGCAACCUAUUAUCCCACAACCCAGUAUUCCUUUUGCAGUCUCUACACCAGGCAACCCUAUCCUUAUCAAAAAACACAAUCUCACACCUCUAGCUCUCUCGUCCAACCCAACAUCCUCCUUGAAUCGAUCCUCGCCCCCUUCUCUGUCCCCAAAAUUCAGCGGUAGUGGCAACAGGAAACUGUCUGUAGACCUUUCACCUUCUGCACGGCUCUCAUUCCUUGGACCAUCUUCCGGAGGCACAGGGGAUAAGACGAAACAAGGACUGGAUAUCGAUGACAUGAUCUCCAGACUACUGGACGCAGGAUACUCUGGUAGGAUCUCCAAGGGGAUCUGUUUGAAGAACAGCGAGAUCUUAUACAUCUGCCAGUGUGCACGAGAAGUUUUCUUAUCACAGCCCACGCUCAUUGAGUUGAAUGCGCCUGUCAAGAUCGUUGGUGACAUUCAUGGACAGUACACAGAUAUGUUGAGGUUGUUUGAGAUGUGCGGCUUCCCGCCAUCGGCCAAUUUUUUGUUCCUAGGUGAUUACGUGGAUCGAGGCAAGAUGAGUUUGGAGACCAUUUUGCUGUUAUUCUGUUACAAGAUCAAGUAUCCGGAGAAUUUUUUCCUGUUGAGAGGCAAUCAUGAAUGUGCCAAUGUGACAAGAGUGUAUGGAUUCUAUGACGAAUGCAAGCGCAGGGCUAGCAUUAAGAUGUGGAGGGCAUUCGUGGAUGUGUUCAACUGCCUGCCCUUGGCCGCUAUUGUUGCCAAUAAGAUUUUUUGUGUACAUGGUGGACUAUCACCCAAUCUCUCGACGAUGGAUGACAUCCGGGCGAUCCGACGCCCUACAGACGUACCAGAUUUUGGAUUGCUGAAUGAUCUAUUGUGGUCAGAUCCAUCAGACACAGCGGCGGACUGGGAAGAUAACGAGCGUGGUGUUUCAUAUUGCUUUGGACGGAGUAUCAUCCAAAAGUUUUUGAAUCGUCACGAUUUUGAUCUAGUAUGUCGAGCGCACAUGGUAGUGGAGGAUGGAUAUGAGUUCUUUAAUGACCGGACACUGGUUACUGUCUUUUCGGCACCCAACUAUUGUGGCGAAUUCGAUAACUACGGAGCUGUGAUGAGCGUGAACGAAGAUCUGCUGUGUAGUUUCGAGCUGUUGAAGCCAAUUGAUCCAGAAACAGCACGAGCACAGAUGCAGAGCCUUGCAGCGUCAGCAGGCGGAUGGAGAGUGAACAAGCAACGGCUCAGGUAA